Diorhabda carinulata is the source of this 674-nucleotide messenger RNA. RefSeq names its product transmembrane protein 267. Bases 17 to 628 code for a protein of 203 amino acids. NCBI's taxonomy places the organism in Eukaryota, Metazoa, Arthropoda, Insecta, Coleoptera, Chrysomelidae. The transcript is spliced from 2 exons. The record is from RefSeq and is a predicted model, not a curated record.
UUUUAUUGUUAGUUUAAUGUUUUUAUUAUCUAAUAUAAAUAAACCUACAACUUAUCUAGCAUUUUUAAUUUGCUUAACAGCUUUUAUAGGUGACACCGCGGUGAGUUAUAGCAGAUUACAAGUUUUUCAAGCGUUAUUUGAUAAUGCCACUCAUUUUUUAAUUGGUGGUUUAUCUUGGUCGAUAGUUUGUUUCCAUUCCAGAUAUGUUAGCGCUACAGGAAAAAUAAUAGAAAUAUUUACAUGUAGUUUGUUAUCUUCUAUUAUAGAUUUGGAUCAUUUUAUUGAAGCAAAAUCAUUAAAUUUGAAGGAUGCUACAAACUUAAAAAGGAGACCAUUCCUUCAUUGCUCGACGUUUCCAUUUCUAUUAUGCAUUUUAAUUCUUAUAAUAAGUUAUUUUUCGGAAAUUGUUGUGUUAAAAAGAUUUGGGUUUAUUUUAUUAACAGCAUUUGGUAGUCAUCAUACAAGAGAUGCGACAAGAAGAGGGUAUUGGUUUUAUCCAUUCGGCUCAACGGUACCAGUACCCUAUAUAAUGUACAUAGGAAUUAUCACUGUUUUACCUUUUUUCAUAAAAAUUUUCAAUGAAAAUUUAAGUAUACCAAAUAAAUUUGUAGAUAUGACUGUGAUAUAAAGUUAUGCAUUCAUUAUUUGUAAAGAAAAAAUAAAGUGACAGGUGU